AUGGAAAACCCGACGACCGCGGCGUCGCCGACGACGCUCCGCGAGCGCAACGGCGACGCGAACGCCCCCGGUCGCGCGCCGCUUCGAAGCAAAACGACGCUGGAUGAUUACGUCAUAUUGCGACCGGUCGGUGAGGGAUCGUUCGGGAAGGUGUUUCAGGCGCGGCAGCGAUACAGCGGACGGGCGUGCGCGAUGAAGUUUAUCCCGAAACACGGGAAAUCCGAGCGAGAUUUGGUGAGCUUGCGAAGUGAGAUCGAUAUCAUGAAAACGCUCGAUCAUCCGAACGUGAUCAAGAUGCUGGACGCGUUCGAGACGAACAUGGAGUUCGUCGUGGUGAUGGAGUUUGCGCAAGGGGUGCUCUACGACGUGUUGGAACACGACGCGCGGUUGCCGGAGAAGGAGGUGCGGAUGAUCGCGCGGCAGCUCGUCGAUGCGUUGUAUUAUUUGCACAGUAAUCGGGUGAUUCAUAGAGAUUUGAAGCCGCAGAACAUAUUGAUCGGUACCGAUCGGUGCGUCAAGGUGUGCGAUUUUGGAUUGGCGCGAUCGAUGAGCAAGUCGUCGUUGGUGAUGACUUCUAUCAAGGGAACGCCGUUGUACAUGGCGCCCGAGCUCGUGCAGGAGCAACCGUACGAUCAUGCGGUAGAUUUAUGGAGCGUUGGGGUGAUUUUAUACGAGUUGUUCGUCGGGCAACCGCCGUUUUACACGACGUCUAUUUAUACGUUGAUUCAGAAAAUCGUCAAGGAGGACGUCAAGUGGCCGGACACGAUGAGCCCGUCGUUUAAAUCGUUUCUGCAAGGAUUACUCAACAAGAAGCCGCAGCAGCGAUUGAAUUGGCCGUCCGUACUUGAUCACCCGUUCGUGCGCAAGGACGGCGACGAG
Messenger RNA from Ostreococcus lucimarinus CCE9901, 879 nucleotides. RefSeq lists its product with no specific name. Gene Ontology annotation, molecular function: protein kinase activity; ATP binding. The transcript has a single exon. Lineage: Eukaryota; Viridiplantae; Chlorophyta; Mamiellophyceae; Mamiellales; Bathycoccaceae. The annotation marks the transcript as partial. The record is from RefSeq and is a predicted model, not a curated record. Gene Ontology annotation, cellular component: cytoplasm. Gene Ontology annotation, biological process: protein phosphorylation.